This is a messenger RNA of Jaminaea rosea, 2001 nucleotides long. Its product is annotated as B56-domain-containing protein. Gene Ontology annotation, molecular function: protein phosphatase regulator activity. The transcript has 2 exons. The record is from RefSeq and is a predicted model, not a curated record. Gene Ontology annotation, biological process: signal transduction. Gene Ontology annotation, cellular component: protein phosphatase type 2A complex. NCBI's taxonomy places the organism in Eukaryota, Fungi, Basidiomycota, Exobasidiomycetes, Microstromatales. The annotation marks the transcript as partial.
AUGAAGGGUCUCAAGAAGGCAAUGAACCUCUCAAGGUCAAAGUCAGCAGCCGACCCCAACGGCAAGGGUACAACUCCAGCACCACCGCCCAAGGGAGGCUCCGUACCUGCCAACUCGGCCUACACGGGCUCAUUGAAGGCCUCAAGUACCAGUGCAGGCUCAUCUCCGGCAUCGUCUAGCACAUCUCUCGUCGGUAGCGGUGGUGCUGCCAGUGGUAGCAGUGGACCUGGAUCUGGAGCUGGCGCUGGCGUAGCAAUGGGAUCAAGUGCUGGAGGAUCGUCCCGCAGUGGCAGCACGCCGGAGAGAAGAGGAGGCCAAUCGCUGGCGGACAAGACUUCACCGGCCCCACCAGUCGUCGUCGUCUCGUCAGAGAUGCCGUCGGAUCCCAUCCCGCACAACCCGACUCAUCAGUCUCCAUCAUCCCCACCUCCUCCACCGAGUGCCAAUCUCGCAGCAAUGGGCGGCGGGCUGCAUGGUCAGCCAGGUGGAUCGACAAUGGGCCUCCAGACGGCGCCUGGCCUCCAAAUGACAGAGUCGGCUGCUAUUCCCAAGGCUGGCAGCAUCAACAGGCUACGCCAGGGACCCAAGGACACGAUUCCCGUCAACGCCAAGACGCCGCCGAGGAAGCAGCGCAGCUCGAGAUUUCACGUCACGGAAAAGGUCGAGCUCGACAAGCUACCCAACUUCAACGAGGUCGUCCCCGCCGAUCGCCCAGAGCUAUUCGUGCGCAAGCUCAGACAAUGCGGCGUCAUCUUCGACUUCAACGAUGCCAGCUCCGACCUCAAGGGAAAGCAAAUCAAGGCUCAGACUCUCCACGAGAUGCUCGACUACAUCACCAGCCAACGAGGCGUCAUCACCGAGCAAAUAUACCCAGAAGUCGUCCAGAUGUUCUCGACUAAUCUCUUUCGCUCCAUCCCACCGCCAGUCAACCCGGCAGGCGACGCCUUUGAUCCAGAAGAGGACGAGCCUGUACUGGAGCUGGCUUGGCCUCACUUGCAGAUCGUGUACGAGUUCUUCCUCCGCUUCGUCGAGAGUCCAGACUUCAACACCAACAUGGCAAAAAAGUACAUCGACCAGCACUUUGUGCUGCAGCUCCUCGAGCUUUUCGAUAGCGAAGAUCCAAGAGAAAGAGAUUUUCUCAAGACGACGCUGCACCGCAUCUACGGCAAAUUUCUCAAUCUGCGAGCUUUCAUCCGUCGAUCGAUCAACAAUGUCUUCUUCCAAUUCAUAUACGAGACGGAGAGGCAUAACGGCAUCGCGGAGCUCCUCGAGAUUCUCGGAUCGAUUAUCAACGGUUUUGCGCUACCACUCAAGGAAGAGCACAAGACCUUCCUCACUCGCGUCCUCAUCCCGCUGCACAAGGUCAAGAGCCUGGCGCUGUAUCACCCGCAGCUGGCCUACUGCGUCGUCCAGUUCCUGGAGAAGGACUCGUCGCUGACAGAGGAAGUUCUACUCGGCCUGCUCCGCUACUGGCCCAAGGUCAAUUCGCCCAAGGAAGUCAUGUUCCUCAACGAGGUCGAAGAAGUCCUAGACGUUAUUGAGCCCACCGAGUUCCAGAAGAUCGAGGUGCCCCUCUUCCAGCAGAUUCAAAAGUGCAUCAACUCUCAACACUUCCAGGUAGCAGAGCGCGCCCUGUACUUUUGGAACAACGAGUACAUUGUCAAUCUCAUUGGCGAGAAUGUGCAGGUCAUCUUGCCCAUCGUCUUCUCCGCCCUCUAUCAGAACAGCAAGAGCCACUGGAAUCGCACCAUCCACGGGCUGGUGUACAAUGCCCUCAAGCUGUUCAUGGAGAUCAACCCCGCUCUUUUCGAGGCUUGCACCAAUGACUUCAAGCAGCAGAGACAGCUCGAGAGGCAGAAGCUGAGGCAGAGGGACGAGAAUUGGAAGAGGCUGCGAGAGACUGCCCUAGCGCAAUCAAAGGCAAUGGGAGCUCAGCCGCCAAAGACGUUGCUCGAGGACGAAGCUGCCCCGCCGAGGAGCACGGCUGCCAUGGAUGAGGAC